AUGUCAGUUCAACCACCUCAAUCAGCAGCCAACCCAGUUGUACCUGCUCCAGCUCCAACUUCUUCCGCCACCACAACCGCCGCCCCUCCCGCACCUUCGUCGAGCGGAUACACAAUCCACGUCAGUGGAUUGGCCACUGAGACUACAGAAGAUAAAUUACACGACUUCUUCUCUUUCUGUGGUAAAUUGGUUUCUGUAAAGAAAUCAGGUUCAGAAGCAGAUAUCACUUUUGAGAAAUUAAGUGCCAUGAGAACAAGUUUGAUGCUUAACGGUGGAACUCUCGACGGUGCCCACCUGGAAGUCACCUCUGCAUCAGAUGCUGAACCCAAGACAGCUUCCAUCCUUCCUACAGGUGCCACCGGAUCUACCGCUAUCGGAGCUACUGACGGUCACCCAAUCGGCCAAGAAGACAAACCCCGAGCUGCCAUCGUUGCGGAGUACCUCGCUCACGGUUAUGCUCUCGGAGAUAACAUUGUUCAAAAAGCCAUUGAUAUCGACAACAAACAAGGUAUCUCAUCUCGAUUCCUUUCAUUCUUCAACUCCCUUGACUCCACUGUCGGUUCCAAGGUCGUUGGCGAGAACAAGACUGUCACCGGUAAAAUCAACGAAACCGCCGCUGCUGGUGUAGCCAAAGCUAGAGAAGUUGAUCAACACAGAGGUUUCACCGCUAGAUUCCACGAUUAUUACGCCAAAGUUUUCGGCACUCCCAUCGGGCAGAAGGUUGUACAGUUCUACACCACUACUCAAAAACAAGUUUUGGACGUUCACGAAGAAGCUAAGCGAAUUGCUGACGAGAAGAAGAGAAGCUCAGGAACCUCAACUCCUAUUCCCCCUGUUACCGCUACUGCCGACGAGCCUGGAGCUGGUGCAGGUCUCGCUCAAGCUGAAGCCAACGCCAACGCCACUACCGUCCCUGCCCACGGUGCCGUCGCUCUUGGUCCUUAG
Molecule: messenger RNA, 945 nt
Organism: Kwoniella shivajii
Lineage: Eukaryota; Fungi; Basidiomycota; Tremellomycetes; Tremellales; Cryptococcaceae
Exons: 7
Coding region: 1-945 (314 amino acids)
Cellular component (GO): nucleoplasm
Molecular function (GO): RNA binding
Source: RefSeq, a predicted model, not a curated record